AUGGCACCUAGACUCCCUCCUCCACCUCAACCUACUGACCCAGAUGCGUCCAACAACGCUAGGUUGUUGGAAACGGUGAUUGACCGAUUGCAGCAACAAAACACGACCUUGAUGGAGCAGAAUGUCACUCUGAUGCAGCAGAAUCAGAGUGCCAUGCAGAGUUUGGAGGCCUCGCGUGUCAACUCUGAAACGACUCAAAGACAGCUGAUGGAAAUUCUAGCAGCAACCAGGCACACUCCAGGGGCGUCUUCUUCCAACGCUGCCCUGCCUGCUGCUGAAUGGAGCUUGGAGAGUUUCCUCCAACACCAUCCGGCUAAGUUCAAUGGGAAAGGCCUCCCAGACGAAGCGGAUCAGUGGUUAAGGGACAUGGAGAAGAUCUUCAAUGCCAAACGAUGUCCAGAUGUAAAUAGGUUGGCGUACGCUGAAUAUUUAUUGACUGGAGAAGCGAGCCAUUGGUGGACGAGCGCGAGAGCUAUUCUAACGGACGCGCAACAACCGAUCACUUGGGAAGUGUUUAGAAAUAAGUUUUAUGAAGAAUACUUCCCUGACAGCGUUCGGUUUGCAAAGGAGGUGGAAUUUCUACAACUAGUUCAGGGGGGUAUGUCCGUUUCAGAGUACACCAAUAAGUUCAAGCACCUCGUCAGAUUCAAUACUAUGGCCACAAGUGAAGUGUGGCAGUGUAGAAAAUUUGAGAAUGGAUUGCGGAGUGACCUGAAAGUGUUGAUUUCCAGCUUGUGUAUCCGAACGUUCCCUGCCAUGGUUGAGAGGGCCAAAGUUUUGGAGAGGAAUAUGGCAGAAGCGGAACGGCAGAAGAAGCAGCAGCAAGUGAGUAGGGGACCGAUCGUGUCCAGAGGAGGUACUGUUCAGAGGAGACCUCCUUACGCUCGUCCAAACCAGCCUUCUCAAGCGAGCGGAUCUCAAGCAGUAGUUCCUGUCGGACAGUCUGGACAGGGAAAUGUCGUUUGCUUCCGGUGUAGAGGACCACACUACAGAUCUUCAUGCCCUCAGCUGGUGGGAGGAAAACACUGCAACCGUUGCGAAAGGAACGGGCACUUGGAUCACGAGUGCAAUAUGAGUGGGCGUGCAGUGAUGAGGCCGCCGAAUGCUGGGAGGAAUCAACCAAGAGGAGGACGAGUCCAAGCGAGUGGGCGUGUGUAUGCUAUAACGAGCGCUGAGGCAGCGAGCUCAGCGAAGGAAUUGAUCUUCCCUGGUGAAGAAGAAGUUCUUUCAGUGACGCUCGGUCAGCUGAAAGAAGACAUUAUGGAGGGCGCCAGCUGUUUUCUGAUUAUGACUCAUGAGGAUCAGGAAUCCAGAGAAAUGGUAGAAGAACGAUCGUCCACUAGUGACGGUAAUGGACGAUCGGUUGUGGAUGAGUUUGCGGACGUCUUUCCGGAAGAGAUACCUGGACUUCCCCCUCAUCGUGAAGUGGAGUUCACCAUUGAUUUGGUGACGACAGCGGCUCCUAUCUCGGUUCAGCCAUAUCGGCUCCUAUAA
Molecule: messenger RNA, 1494 nt
Organism: Vigna angularis (adzuki bean)
Lineage: Eukaryota; Viridiplantae; Streptophyta; Magnoliopsida; Fabales; Fabaceae
Exons: 2
Coding region: 1-1494 (497 amino acids)
Source: RefSeq, a predicted model, not a curated record